AUGGCCGAAUUUGGAAGCUGGGAUCAGAUAAAGAAGAACCUUUCUGAAUUUAAACUCGAUUACAAGACGUUAUGGGACAUAACUUCGGCCAAGAAAUUCGAUGAGAAGAAGGCUCAGACAUGGACCGAGAAUCACUUUUUCUUGACGAUACAGGUAGGAACAGUUUCUAACUAUAUUAUCCAUGUUAGUUAUCCAUCGCCUACGUAAUUGUGGUCUUCGGAACAAAGUCAUUGAUGAGGAAUCGUCAGCCUUUUAAUCUGUUCAUCCCUCUCAAUGUAUGGAAUCUUUUCUUGGCCGUUUUUUCGAUUGUUGGGACCAUUAAGUUGACCCCGGAAUUCCUGGACGUUGUUCUUGGGAAAGGCUUAACUGGUAAGACCUCGACUCGGAUUUUUUAUCUUCUAGAAUCUUACUGCCAUACUACGACAUUCACUUCUGGAAUCAAUGGCUACUGGAUGUUCUUGUUUAUUCUUUCGAAGACCGUUGAACUCGUUGACACCGUUUUCCUUGUGCUGAGAAAGAGGCCGUUGAUGUUUUUGCACUGGUAUCAUCACAUUCUCACCAUGAUCUAUGCGUUCUAUUCGUAUCCCGUGACCCCAGGAUUUAACCGAUGGGGUAUUUAUCUCAACUUCUUCGUUCAUUCCUUCAUGUAUUCGUAAGUUGUGAACGAACCUGAUCCAGUGGGAAAAACGUACGAUUUUGCAGCCGAGAAGUAUUAAAAACGCAGCAAAAUACCAACUAAAAAAACUCGGUUUCGAAGAGCGCGCCCUUUCUCACACAAAGGGGGCGGGCUUUUGAAAUUGGAGCCUUUUCACUUGGAGAGGGAGGUUUUUGCCGCGUUUUUGACACUUUCCGAAUGCAAGAUGGUACAUUUUUUGUCAUUGAUCAGCUCCGCCACUGUAAAUCGGAAAACUUCUCUUUCUUUUAGGUAUUAUUUCCUCCGCUCAAUGAAGAUUGCAGUCCCCGGCCCUGUGGCUAAACUCAUCACAACCCUCCAAAUCUGGCAAUUCAUUAUCUCUGUGGCGAUUCUGGCUCACUUGGGAGUUCUUAUUUACGUACAGAAGGCCGCAUGUGACUUUAAUCCCCGUGUGUUUGUGUUGGCCGUGUUUAUGGACGUCACUUAUCUGAUCUUAUUCAUCAAUUUUUUCCUCAAAAGUUAUGUUUUGAAGGGAGGAAAGGCCAAAUACAAGGUCCAAAAUGGAGUUAACCCCAAGAAGACUAACUGA
This is a messenger RNA of Bursaphelenchus xylophilus (pine wood nematode), 1223 nucleotides long. The record is from the annotation of a GenBank genome assembly. NCBI's taxonomy places the organism in Eukaryota, Metazoa, Nematoda, Chromadorea, Rhabditida, Aphelenchoididae.